Caenorhabditis elegans is the source of this 237-nucleotide messenger RNA. RefSeq lists its product as uncharacterized. The transcript has a single exon. The coding region runs from base 1 to 237 and encodes 78 amino acids. The record is from RefSeq and is marked reviewed. NCBI's taxonomy places the organism in Eukaryota, Metazoa, Nematoda, Chromadorea, Rhabditida, Rhabditidae.
AUGGUCAAUGGUCUGGUCGGACCAUUGGCCGGCUCGGUUGGCAGGACACUGGUGGGCAGCGUGGAGCAGCUGGGAGCAGCAGUGCGCAGCAGGGACCGGUGGGGAGCAGCCGUGGCAAAGAUGAGGAUGUGUUGGUUGGAUGGAGCUGGCGGAGGACGUGGAUUGGUACCAUUUGCAGCCGAGGAUGGAGCACUCGAGGUGGAUCAAGGUAAAUUUAAAAAAUCAAAGUUUACUUGA